Messenger RNA from Rotaria sp. Silwood1, 5058 nucleotides. Lineage: Eukaryota; Metazoa; Rotifera; Eurotatoria; Philodinida; Philodinidae. The record is from the annotation of a GenBank genome assembly.
AUGACGGAUACUCUUUUAACCGAUUUAUCUUCUCAAUAUGAAGAUAAAAAUGUUAAUACAUAUAAUGAAAAUAAUGAUCAAAUAAGUAUUCCACUUGUUAUUGUUGAUACAACAACAACAACAACAACACCAUCAGUUAGAAAAGAUUCGAUCGUUAUUCCAUCAAUAUCAAAUAAUUCAUUAUCAUCAAGUGUUAUUCAAAUUGAAAAUAAUAAUACACUUUUACCUGUUUGUACAUCAAAUAGUCUUGGCGAUCUGAGUUCAACUCCACUACUUACAUUAGAUAAUCCAACAUCUAAUUCACCAGUAUCAUCAACAAUUAAUCAACAAGAUGAAUCAAUAAUACCGACAACAUUUAUUCAAUGUCGAUCAUUUCCAUCAAGUAGUUCAUCAUCAUCAUCAAAAUCUUCAGCAUCAAGUCAAUCACAACAGGUUUUAAUAACACAUGAAUCUUUAAAAAAUGAACCAGAAACUGAAAUUAAACCUAAAAUAUCUUUACCAUCAAAAAAAUCAGCUGCACCUCCACCACCACCACCAAUUGAAUCAUUUCCAUCAAAACGUACAGUAUCUCAAUCAGCAGUUGAAAAUAUUUUUCAUUCUGAACAAAAUAAUUAUUCAUCUGAUCAAUUACAUCAAUCUCGUCGUUUAUUAAAUCGACAAAAUCAUCAACGUCAUGGUAGUGCUGAUCUUUUAUGUCGUCAAAUAAAUCAUGAAUAUAUGAAUCGAUCAUCAACAACAAAUUCAUCAUUUUAUCCAUCAGAAAAUAUUAUUUCAAAACAAAUAAAUUAUUAUGAUUAUGAUCAAAAUAUAUCUUAUGUUGAACAAUUAGAACAUGAAUUAAAAAUAAUAAAAGAACAAUUAAAUGCAACAAUGAAAAGUAUUAAAACAUUUUGGAGUCCAGAAUUAAAAAAAGAACGAACAUUAAGAAAAGAUGAAUCAUGUCGAUAUCAAUUAUUAAUUAAUGAACAUCAAAAACGUAUUAAACAAGAUACGUAUAUACAAUCUCUUGAAAAUCAAUUAAAACAAAUGCGUGAUGAACUUGAAAAAUCUCGUCAUAAUCCACAUUAUGAAUUAACAUCUAUUCCAUCAACAUUUUCCAUUCCAGAACAACAACCGUCCAUUGAAACAAAUACAUUAUUACAAAAACAAUAUCAAGAUAUUAAAGAUAAAUUAGAACAACGUAUUAAUGAAUUACAUUUAAAAGAAAAUGAAUGUGUUACACUUAAAGCUAAAGUUGAUACAUAUGAAAGUAAAGAAAAAGAUUUACAACAUUAUAUUAGUAUACUUAAAGAAUCAAUUUUAAUCAAAGAUCAACAAGUUAAUAUGAUACAAUCAGAAAUAAAUGAUCUUCGUACAAGACUUAAAGAAAAAGAUUCAAUUAUUGAAAAGAAAAAUUCAAAAAUUCAAUCAACACGUCUUGAUCGUCAACAAUGUGAAUAUGAUUUACAAGAAUCUAAACAACAAUUAGAUAUUCGUGAUAGAAAAAUAAAUGUAUUAAAUAGAAAAAUAGAAAAUCUUGAAGAACAAUUACGUGAUAAAUCAACACAAAUAGCAUUAACACGUGCAAAAUUAACAGCUGUAACAACAACAGCUUCAACAAUUAAUGUUCAACAACAAACAUCAAUAACAACAAAUACACUUGUAUCAAAUCUUGAAACAACAAUUGGAGAAAAAGAACGUUUAAUUGAAAAAUUACGAGAACAAAAACAUACAUUAGAUAUUGAACAUCAAGAAGAAAUUGAACAAUUACAAAAAACUUUAAAUGAUACAAGAUUAAAACUUGAACAAAAAGAAAAAGAUUAUUAUGAAGGACAGAAUCAUAUAAUUGAAUUAAAUGAACAAAUUAAUAAUGCUAAAUCUCUUUUACAACGUCGUGAAAUACAUAUUCAAACUCUUGAACAACAAAUAAUAAAUUUAAAACAAAUUAAAAUUGAUUCAAGUGAUACAACGAAAUUAGAAUAUGAAAAUCGUUCAUUACAAGAUCGUUUAUCAUCAUAUGAACUUGAACGUACAGAAAUGAAACGAGAAAUUGAAUGGAUGCAACAAGAAUUUGAACAACAAAAAAAUUUACCAUUAUCAACAAUGAAUGAUUCAAUUGAACAAGAACAACAAUAUGAAUUAACAUUAAAUAAAAAACAACAACGUAUUGAAGAACUUGAACAAGCUGUAAGAGAAAGUUUACAAAUAACAACUGAACGUGAAUAUGCAAUGACACAACAAAAACGAAAAGUUGAAAAUUUAGAAAAACAGAUAAAAACUCUACAAAAUGAAAUUGAACAUUUACGUACUGAAAAUAAUGAACAAUCUCAAAUAAUUUUACAAUUACAAUUUGAAUUAAAUGAACGUAAACGUCAAUAUGAACAAAGACUUGAAGAACAAAUAAAACAUCUUGAUAAUGCUUUUAUUUCACAACAAGAAAAAAUCUUAGCUGAAUUAAGUGAAAAAGAUUCUCAAAUAGCUGAUUUAGAAAUGGAUCGUACAAGUAUUGGUGCAUCAAAUCGUGCAAAUACGAUUGAAAGAUUAAAUACAGAAAAACAACAAUUACAUAAUCAACUCAAAGAACUCACGGAAAUUCGAAUGAAAAUAAUUCAAAAUCACAUGGCAUCUAAACAGGAAUAUGAAGACAAAGAAAAAUUAGUAUCAUUUUCACCGAUUUUAGAUAUGCCACGUAUUGCAAUACUUCAUCCAGAUUUAGGUAUUGGUGGUGCUGAACGUUUAAUUGUUGAUAUUGCAUUAGCAUUAAAAUUCUAUGGACAUGAUGUUGAUAUUUAUACAAAUUUUCAUGAUAAACGACGAUGUUUUGAUGAAACACGUAAUGGACAAUUAAAUGUAUUUGUUGCAUGUUCAUGGUUUCCAAGAAAUAUAUUUGGAAGAUUUCAUGCUUUAUGUGCAUAUAUUAGAUUUAUUCUUCUUGCUAUAUAUGUUGUUUAUAUAGGAUCAAAAGAAAAAGAAUAUGAUGUUUUUCUAUGUGAUCAAAUAAGUGCUUGUAUACCAGUUUUAAGAAGAACACAAAAACCAAUUCUAUUCUAUUGUCAUUAUCCAGAUCAAUUAUUAACAAAAAGAGAAUCAUUAGCAAAGAAAUUAUAUCGAUGGCCUAUUGAUGUUUUUGAAGUGUAUACAACAUGUCUUGCUGAUCGUAUUCUAGUGAAUAGUGCAUAUACACAAUCAAUUUUUGAAAAAUAUAUUUCAUCAAAAAUUUCAGUGAAUAUUCUUUAUCCAACAAUACCUGAUCAAAUUGUAUCAUCAUAUUCUAAUGAGAAUGAAAAAUCAAUAAAUUUUCUUUCAAUAAAUCGAUUUGAACGAAAAAAAGAUUUAAAACUUGCACUCCAUUCAUUUGCAUAUCUUCGUACAUUACUUAAUUCAAAUAUACAAUCAAUACAUUUAUAUAUAAUUGGUGGUUAUGAUGAACGUUUACGUGAAAAUGUUGAAUAUUAUAAUGAACUUGUACAAUUAGCUAAUGAAUUAAAUCUUGAUUCAUCAUUAGUAACAUUUGUUCGAUCAUUUUCUGAUGAACAAAAACGUAAAUAUUUAGCAAAAGCUCAUUGUAUAUUGUAUACACCACGUUUUGAACAUUUUGGUAUUGUUCCACUUGAAGCUAUGCAAGCUGAACGUCCAGUUAUAGCAACAGCAACAGGUGGACCAUUAGAAACAAUAAUUAAUAAUGAAACAGGUUUUUUAUGUGAUGAACCAUUAAUUGAAACAUUUGCUAAAUGUAUGAAAGAAUUUAUUGAUAAUAAAAAUUUAUCAAAACAAAUGGGUCAAGAAGGCAAACGACAUGUGAAUGAAAAAUUUUCAUUUAAACCAUUUGCUAAAAAACUUAAUGAACAUAUAAAUGAAAUUUUAAUAAGAAAAAAUAAUUCAAAAGAAAAUUCAUUUUUAUUGUUAAUCAUUCUUUUUUGUUUUAUUUUAUUAAAGAAAAAUAUGCGUGAUAUUAUUUAUAUAACAUCAUUGGAACUUCAUAAAUCUCUUGAUAAUAUUGAAAAAAUUCGUCAUCGUUCAUAUCUUGUGGAUGCACUUAUUCAAGCAUAUGAACUUGAUAAACAUAAUCAUUUUCGUUUUAUACAACCACAAUUAGCAACUGAUAAUGAACUUGCAUCAGCACAUGAUCGAGAUUAUUUAGAUUUUUUAAAUUUUAUUUCAAAUAUAGAUCCUAAUCAUGAACAAUUAUAUAAAGAACAAAUGGAUUUUUAUAAGAUAGGAUAUGAAUGUCCAUCAUUUGAACAAUUACCUUCAUUUUGUAAAUGGAUCGGAGGUGCAUCAAUAACAGCUGCUAAAUAUCUAAAUCGUUCUAAUAAUAAUAUUGCUAUAAAUUUUUUUGGUGGUUGGCAUCAUGCAAAACGAUCUGAAGCAUCUGGAUUUUGUUACAUAAAUGAUAUUGUUAUGGCUAUCAAUGAACUUCGAAAAAACUUUGAUCGAAUAUGUUAUAUUGAUUUAGAUUUACAUCAUGGUGAUGGCCUCCAAGAAGCAUUUUAUUGCUCAUCAAAAGUAUUGACUGUUUCAUUACAUAAAUAUGAAGCAGGAUUUUUUCCAAUUAAUUCAGGAGGGCUUGAUGAAAUAGGUGAAACAUGGGGACGUGGUUUUAAUAUAAAUGUACCGCUUCAUCAUGGUAUUAAUGAUGAUCAAUAUCUUUCAUUAUUCAUGCGUCUUUUACCAAAAAUAAAUUCUUCAUUUCAACCAGAAGUUUUUGUUGUGCAAUGUGGGGCUGAUACAUUAUUUGGUGAUCCAAUGAAAUCAUUCAAUUUAACAACGAAAUGUAUUAUCAAUUGUAUUGAACAAAUAAUUAAUUCAAAUAAACCAACACUUUUAUUGGGUGGUGGGGGUUAUAAUAUAGCUGAUACAGCUCGAUUAUGGACAUUGAUUACUGGUAUUUGUUUAAAUGAAAAACUUGAUAAUGAUAUACCUGAACAUGAUUAUUUUUCAUAUUAUGGUCCUGAUUUUACACUUGAAACAUGGCCAGGAAAUCGAACAAAUAAAAAUAGUCAAAAAUAUAUAGAUAGUUUAUUAGAUUAUAUUGAACACAAUCAAAUUGAUAUUAUGAAACAUAAAAUUUGUCAAUAG